AUAUGAUGAUGACUAUGGCUAUGGCUAUGGCCUCUUUUUCUUCUUCUCUAGCCUGAUCUCGAUGAAAUUCAGAUAUUUAUUUAUUGUUUAUUUGAUAAGAUUUCAAAUGAGACGAGACCCACUUCGUGAAUCCAAUCCACUGUAUUAGUUGUGGCUUCAACUGUGAAAAUUUGUUUUUGGUACAGAACGUUUUCUUGAAGCUGCAUCAAUCGAGGGAUUCUUCGUCUUUGGAUUCGCUUUUGGGGCCUCCGAGUCAGAGCUGCAAGGAAAGGGGAGAUGCUGGGAUGAAAGCUGAAUUUUGUGGAAAUGGCAACUCUAGUUGAACCACCGAACAGAAUUAAGCCAAAGGGAAAGCAUUAUUAUACAAUAUGGCAAACUUUGUUUGAGAUUGAUACGAAGUACGUUCCAAUCAAGCCUAUUGGCCGCGGAGCAUAUGGCGUGGUAUGCUCUUCCAUCAAUCGGGAGACCAAUGAGAGAGUUGCAAUUAAGAAGAUUGGUAAUAUAUUUGAGAAUUCUAUUGAUGCUUUGAGAACUUUGAGGGAACUGAAGCUGCUUAGACACAUUCGGCACGAGAAUGUCAUUGCUUUAAAAGAUGUCAUGAUGCCAAUCCACAGGACAAGUUUUAAGGAUGUCUACUUGGUCUACGAACUCAUGGAUACCGAUCUUCACCAAAUUAUUAAGUCCUCGCAGCCACUUUCCAAUGAUCAUUGCAAAUAUUUCUUGUUUCAGCUCCUUCGAGGUCUUAAAUACCUUCAUUCAGCAAAUAUUCUUCACCGGGAUUUGAAGCCUGGGAAUCUGCUCAUAAAUGCCAAUUGUGAUUUGAAGAUAUGUGACUUUGGGCUUGCUCGAACUAAUGGAGUUGAUGGCCAGUUUAUGACAGAAUAUGUUGUCACUCGUUGGUAUCGUGCACCGGAGCUCUUGCUAUGCUGUGACAACUACGGGACCUCCAUUGAUGUCUGGUCAGUAGGGUGCAUCUUUGCUGAGAUUCUUGGUAGAAAGCCAAUUUUCCCUGGCACCGAGUGUCUCAACCAGCUGAAACUAAUUAUAAGUGUUCUUGGAAGCCAGCAUGAAUCUCAUAUUGAGUUUAUUGAUAAUGCAAAAGCCAGGAGGUUUAUCAAAUCACUGCCCUAUACUAGGGGGAGACACUUCUCUCAGCUAUAUCCACAAGCAGAUCCAUUAGCCAUAGAUUUGUUGCAAAAGAUGCUUGUAUUUGAUCCAACCAAGAGAAUUACUGUCUUAGAAGCUCUCCAACACCCAUAUAUGUCUGGCCUGUAUGAUCCAAGGUGUAACCCUCCUGCACAGGUUCCCAUCAAUCUUGACAUAGAUGAACAUUGGGGAGAACAGAUGAUUAGGGAAAUGAUGUGGAAUGAGAUGCAACAUUAUCACCCUGAAGUUGCUUCUGCCAAUGCAUAGUUGGUUAAUUCUUCCAUGGCUUUCUAGCCCUAUUGCCUGUCUCUAGGAGUAGUAGUUCUGUUUUUUCCUAGACAAACUGUGAUCUUAAAGGAUUUAUAACUGCCAAGUUUUGUACUUUGCAUGAGAUUGUUUCGGUACUUUUUUUAAUUUGGCGUCUCCACAAGGAUAAUGGCGUCUCGUAAUGACUAAACUUGUAUAUAGCCAUGCAUAUCGUUUUGGUAUUUCGGCUAAACCCAUUUGUACUAUGUUGUUCAUCAGUUGUUUUCUUAAAUUCAAUAGAAAAGAGUUAAAUAAUUUGUGCUUUCAAA
Molecule: messenger RNA, 1721 nt
Organism: Vigna umbellata (rice bean)
Lineage: Eukaryota; Viridiplantae; Streptophyta; Magnoliopsida; Fabales; Fabaceae
Gene: MPK7
Product: MAP kinase 7
Biological process (GO): protein phosphorylation
Molecular function (GO): ATP binding; MAP kinase activity
Source: RefSeq, a predicted model, not a curated record